UUCCGGUUUUAAGAUAGAUUUCUGCCCUAAAUCCUAAACUAAACCCUUCGGCGUUGAGGCGUUGUCUGUCAGUUUUGAAACGAUAGUUGUGUUACAGAUUUCCGAAGAAUUGAGAGGGGUGUUGACCAUGGAAGAAAAGCCGGUUGGAGUAGAGGAAGUGGCGGUGAAUGUUGUAGAGGCAGAGCAAGAGGACGGGGACGAGGAGGAGCUUUCAUGGUCAUCGGAUUCUGAAGUUGGAGAAGCAUUAGACUGGCUGGACUCUAGGGACGACGAUGAAGUAGCUGAGGGAGGUAUUACACUCAAUUCAAGGCGUCCCAAUGCUCAUGGAGGGGUUCACUCUCGCCCCAAUUCGUCUGCCCUCCAGCCUAUUUCCAAUAGGAACCAGAAGUUUGCCAAUCGCAUUCGUGCGUCACCGUUGGAGGAAUGGGAGGGAAGGUUGAAUGUUGGAAUGUCAAAUUCUGUGACAACUGCAAUUCGUGGAAGUGUUCGAGAGAUGGCCAUUGGUAAGACUAAAACUACAGAGAAAGCAGACCGUGCAACUGUUGAGCAAGCCAUUGAUCCUAGGACUCGGAUGGUUUUGUUCAAAAUGUUGAAUCGUGGUGUAUUUCAUGACAUAAAUGGCUGCAUUUCAACUGGAAAAGAGGCAAAUGUUUAUUACGCAACAAAAUCUGAUGGUCAGGAAUUGGCUAUCAAAGUGUACAAAACUUCUGUUCUGGUUUUUAAGGACCGAGAUCGGUAUGUCCAAGGUGACUACCGUUUCAGACAUGGAUACUGCCGACACAAUCCCAGGAAAAUGGUGAAGACAUGGGCUGAAAAGGAAAUGAGAAAUCUUAUGAGGCUAAAGGCUGCUGGAAUUAGGUGCCCGACUCCGUUACUCUUGAGGCUUCAUGUUCUGGUCAUGGAGUUUAUAGGAAAAGCUGGUUGGGCUGCACCUCGUCUGAAGGAUGCCGCUCUAUCUUUGGACAAGUUACGUGAAGGUUAUAUGGAGAUGAUAAUCUCAAUGAGGACUUUAUAUCAGAAAUGCAAACUGGUGCAUGGAGACCUUAGUGAAUAUAACAUACUGUACUUCGAUGGUCACUUAUAUAUAAUUGAUGUCUCACAAGCUGUUGAUCUUGACCACCCUCAUGCCCUGGAUUUCUUGCGUGAAGACUGUGUUCAUGUUUCCGAUUUUUUUAAGAAACACGGUGUAGCUGUUAUGACAAUUCGGGAGCUAUUUGAUUUUGUAGUUGAUCCAACUAUUACGAAUGAUUCCAUCGACAGUUACUUGGAAGAGGUUCAACAAAAAAUUUUGGUGAGAGGAGAUGUGACAGCAGAGGAUGAAAUUGCUGAUUCUGUAUUUGUGCAGUCAUAUAUUCCAAAGACACUGGAUGAUGUCAAGAAUGCUGAAGAGGAUGUAAUACGACUAACUAGUGGGAAGGAUACUGGUGACAUGUACUAUAAGACUAUUACAGGACUGAAAGAUGCUCUUUCUCGAGUUCAAUCUUCUACAGCUCAGAAAGAGCAGCAGCAACAUGAAGAUGUAAUGCAUACAGAAGAGUUAUCUGGUGAAUUGGCUGGUAAAUCUAAUUCUCUGGAGAUUCAGUCUGAAUCUGCUACAGAUGAAGAUGAUGAUGAGAGCUGCAGUGGUUCCGAAGGGAGUGAAUCCUCAUCCGAACCUAAGAAGCAUGCUCCAGUUGACAAGAGAAUAGCAAGAAAAGAGAACAAAAAGAAGGUGAAAGAAGAAAAGAGGGAGUCUCGAAAGACUAAAGUUCCAAAGGCUUUGAAAAAGAGAAAGAAGAAAAUGGCUAAAGCUCACAAGACCAGGUAAGCUCGCAAUAUUUGUUAUAUGUGGCCAGACAAACUGAGCUAGAGAGCACAGAAAGAUACUAAAUGGGAGAAUUUUGCAGUAUUUCUUGGACUUUUUUAGAUAUCCCCACUCCUCCCAAAAUGUGCAUGCGGGAGGCGGCUGGUUAAUCCAUCAGUUUUGUUUUCUCCCUUAGAUGUUUAUAUCUAAUGGUUCUAGAAAAUGCAAGAUAAAUUAAUUUCGUGUGGUACAGCAGUAGCCUCAAAUGUCUCGGAGCUUUGUGGUUGUACGCUGCCUUUUGCUAUUGUUCUGGAAACAAUCACGUCGGAUGAGAAUGACAAUUAGAUCGAUUCAUAAGUGCACAUUACAGUUGCUUGGAUGUUACUGUUCUAUCAGAUAAAAGAAAUUGACUUGAUCAAUA
This is a messenger RNA of Tripterygium wilfordii, 2204 nucleotides long. Its product is annotated as serine/threonine-protein kinase RIO1-like. Lineage: Eukaryota; Viridiplantae; Streptophyta; Magnoliopsida; Celastrales; Celastraceae. The coding region runs from base 128 to 1807 and encodes 559 amino acids. The transcript is spliced from 12 exons. Gene Ontology annotation, molecular function: ATP binding; protein serine/threonine kinase activity. Gene Ontology annotation, biological process: protein phosphorylation. The record is from RefSeq and is a predicted model, not a curated record.